AUGAAGAAUUGGCUUGAUGAAGUCACCGGUUCAGCGGGCCAGGGGUUUCAGGUAGGCUUAAUCUGCGGAUCCACCUUCCACUUCUUCAAGUCCCUUUGCAUCUCUCCAACCCAUAUUUCUACCGCUUGCCACGCCGUCCGCCUCAAUGCACCCCGCGUCGGGGGCAAGUUUGCCGCCUGGUGUUUCCUCUACAAUGUCUCCCACGACGCCUUGAUUUUUGUUCGUCAGAAAAACGAUCCCUGGGACCGCAUAUUUGCCCCGGCCAUCAGCAGCGGGCUGCUCUCAUUGUACCGCCGCAGUCUCAGAGCCACCGCAUGUUUCAGCAUGUUUGGUUCUCUCUUCGGCAUAGUACCAGAGGUCGGCUCAAUCAUGGCGGAAAAGCUCGAGGCAGAUCGCAAACAUGAGAAAAGGGUUUCGAGCAAGACAAAUUAA
Arachis ipaensis is the source of this 432-nucleotide messenger RNA. NCBI's taxonomy places the organism in Eukaryota, Viridiplantae, Streptophyta, Magnoliopsida, Fabales, Fabaceae. The record is from RefSeq and is a predicted model, not a curated record.